AUGUCCACAGCCGGGAGAAAAAGAAGGGAAGACUUGUGGGCACACUUCACGUUUGACGACGAACAAAACAAAACAAAGUGUAAAGCAUGUGGAGCGGUCAUUCGUGGCAAGAACACAACCAAUUUGAAAAGACAUUUACAGAUGAGCCACCCGGACAUUUUCUCAAAGCUACAGAAGUAUCCUGAUGAAGGCGGUGCACCAAGCGCAAAAAAGGCAAAAAUAUCCCAUCAAAACAUUGCAGAAGCACUGUUAGGUACUACAAAGUACAAAAGCAAUGACAAAGAACAGCAAGUAAAAGAGGAGGCUAUAGCUAAAUGGAUUGGGCGUUCAGGGUUACCACUCACUACAGUAGAAGAUGAGGACUUUAUUCUCAUGAUAGAAACAUUUGAUAAAAAGCUGACAGUUCCAAAGAAAACAAAGAUAAGCAAUCUGAGUGAAAAACACUAUGAGGAUGAAAUGACAAAGUUUAAGAAACGACUGUGUGGUGCUCGUAAAGUGUCAAUUGGAAUUGACCUAUGGACUAAAAAGGGACUGUCUGCAUCAUUCCUUGGCAUAAGUUGCUGCUUUUUUGUGUUGAUAAAAACAGUUCAGAACACAUCCUGCUCGCUCUUGAACAAGUUGCCCAUCCACACACUGCCCAAUCCAUUAAGGCCUGCGUGUCAUGGGCUUGCCAGACCUUUUGGUACUAGACUCAGGUCUGAGUGUAUCUGGCAAGACCAUGACAGUACUAUGUUCUGUGUGGGGAAAUGUGAAGUCAUAUUGUGUGUGUGGCUUCCACGUGUUCCCAGUGUCUUGUCGCUGUCAUGGUCUUGCAAGACCUUUGGGUAGAUUCAGGUCUUAUUUCAGAGGGCAAGAUUAUGGCAGCAUUGUGUUCUGUGUGGGGACACGUGUUUCACAUUAUGUAUUUGUGUCACGUGUUCCCAGUGUCUUGUCACUUUCACCCUACUCCCUUAUGUACUCGUGCCUUAUGUAAUUAAUCAUGUUCACCUGUUCCCCAUUGAUGUCGUGUCUUUAUAUUGCCCUCUCGUUCUCUGUCGUGUGCGCGUUUGUUGUCUAAAGUUGUC
Misgurnus anguillicaudatus (oriental weatherfish) is the source of this 1064-nucleotide messenger RNA. The record is from RefSeq and is a predicted model, not a curated record. Lineage: Eukaryota; Metazoa; Chordata; Actinopteri; Cypriniformes; Cobitidae.